Molecule: messenger RNA, 798 nt
Organism: Diplodia corticola
Lineage: Eukaryota; Fungi; Ascomycota; Dothideomycetes; Botryosphaeriales; Botryosphaeriaceae
Product: disease resistance protein
Exons: 2
Coding region: 1-798 (265 amino acids)
Source: RefSeq, a predicted model, not a curated record
AUGGGCGACCACACAGCCUUCUUCUACGGUCCGUCUCCCCCCCCCCUCCCCUCCCCUCCCGCCUUCCCAACCCUCCACCCCACCCACCCCACCCAUCCAACUAACAUUCCCUACCCCCAACUAGGCACCCUCAUGGUCCCCAAAGUCCUCCACCGCGUCAUCUACGGCACCUCCACCCCAGAGCCCUGGCAGACGGCGUCGCUCCGCCCGCCGCGCCCGGCGCUGCUCCACGCGCACCAGCGCCGCAAGGUCCGCCACGCCGACUACCCGGGCGUGAUCCCGCUCUCCGGCUCGGGCAGCAGCAGCAGCAGCACCAGCACUGGUAGCAGCGUCCGCGGCACCCUCGUCGCCGGCCUGACCGACGCCGACAUGUACCGGCUCGACCUGUUCGAGGGCGACGAGUACGAGCGGCGGCGCGUGCGCGUGCGCGUGCUGGUCGGCGGCGACGUCGAUGCCGCGGGCUUGCCUAGUAGUGGUGGUGGUGGUGGUGGCCGCGAGGAUGGGAAGGAGCAGAGGGAAGGGGAGGCGGAGGAAGUCGAGGCGGAGACGUACAUCUGGACGGCCGGGGAGCGGCGGCUGGAGGACCACGAGUGGGACUUUGGCGAGUUUGUGCGCGAGAAGCUGCGGUUUUGGGUCGGCGAGGGGGCGAGCCAUGAGUAUGCGGAUGUCGACAAGGCUGUUUCGGCAGAAAGCAAUGGCGUAGAUGGCACUGGCGGGCGAGGAGCCAACGGCGCCAUCGGGAAGGCUUUGGAUGAAGACCACAAGACAGCCAAAGAAACAUUGAGGAACGCUGUGUAG